Emiliania huxleyi CCMP1516 is the source of this 1356-nucleotide messenger RNA. RefSeq lists its product as hypothetical. The transcript has a single exon. NCBI's taxonomy places the organism in Eukaryota, Haptophyta, Isochrysidales, Noelaerhabdaceae. The record is from RefSeq and is a predicted model, not a curated record. Gene Ontology annotation, molecular function: O-acetyltransferase activity. Bases 1 to 1356 code for a protein of 451 amino acids.
AUGCUCGAGACCUCCCAGCGGCGCACCGGCGCCGCCGCCUCCCCGUGGUGCUUUGACGGCUCAGCCGCCGGCCCGUCCUGCAACACGUGCUCGCGCUACGCGCAGGGCGCCUGGGUGCAGACUGAGAAGCCGCCGCUCUACCGGCUGACCUCCUCGCUUCUCGCGGUGCGAGCGGGGGUCUCCAUCUCGAACAGGUCCACACACCACUACGGCAAUUGCGCCGACCAGCACGAGCGCCGCCACGGCGGGCGCAGCUCCAUCCCCGAGCGCGAGUGGCGGCCAACCGGCUGCAGGCUUGAGCAGUUUGAGCGCGAGCGCGCGUGCGCCACGCUCCGCUCCGUGGGCCGCAGCCUCCUCAUCGUCGGCGACUCGACCACCGGCCAGCUCUUCCUCUCAAUCAGCAUGAUGCUCGGCGCCACGCUCGGCCGCAACCGCGACAAGAAGAGCGUGCUCAACGACGUAACCGCAUCCGCGUGCAACGACACGGUGCGGAUCAGUUUCGUGCGGCGCGACCUACUCCUCUUUGCGAUGCACCAGCACGAGAUCGGGCAGGUGCGCCGGUGCAACCCGCGCUUCAGGGAGCUCAUCGGCACCAGCCUCUAUCCGCGCCGCGCAAGCAUUGCGGACGCCGUCGUGCUCUCGACAGGGCACCACCACCCGGCGGUGCAGGAGCAGCUUGGCCGCUCGGCCGACGCCUUCUUCACGCGGAGCCUCAACCACACCCUCCAGUCGAUCGCGCGGCUGCGCGCCGCGCGAGGCAAACCGCCCGCUUCGCUGGUCGUGCUCGGCGCCACGCUGCCGGUGCCGCACUGCACACGGUACUCGCAACCGAUCGACCUUGCUGAGUACCUCGCCGCUGACGCGGGCGAGCGGCGGGUGCGCUACGGCAACAGCUGGAGGCGGAUCACACGCCUCAACUGGGUGGCGUCCACGCUCGCACGCGCCGCCGGCGCCUCGUACCUCGCAGUCGACGAGCUCUCCGCCCGCCGGCCGGACGCCGCGAUGGCACAGGCGGCGGCGGCGGCCGAGCCAACCUCCGAAGCGGCCAAGCGGGUGCCGGACUGCCUGCACUACUGCCAGCCAGGCCCGACCGACGCGUGGUCGAACCUGCUGCUCAACCUCCUCGCCAGCUGGCAGCGGGGCGGCCUGCGCCUCCCUGCCGCCGCCGGGGACGGCUUCUUUGGCGUCGAGGCCGACAAGUGGGUGAGUAUGCGCGGCGCGGGGCUCCAUCUCGAGCGUUCGUCCCAGCGCAGCGCUGAUAAAGCGCCGUCCCUCACCAAAGAGUGGUGGUGGCCAUUUGGCAACUGCAGCCGAACAAGGGAGAAGCGCGCAACAGAGCUCAUACGCGCGAUGUGA